UUACAGCUAACUGUCACAGUGACAUGGUUGAUUUCUUGGAUGUCAGGUUAUUCCGUACCCCUAAAGGUGUGGGGACUACACUUUUUCGUAAGCAUACAGACCGUAACACGGUGCUACACGCUCAGAGUUUUCAUCCGCCUGCAGUGCUGAAAUCAAUCCCGUACACCCAGUUCCUAAGAGUUUUUAGGGUUAACACAAAUGGGGCCACAGCUAAAACACAAGCCUUGGAAAUGAGAGAUAGAUUCCUUACAAGGGGAUAUGAAUGGGACUUCCUUAAUGGAGAACUCGAGAGAGCAUGCAAAAAUGCUGGAGCUGGACAAGUGGGUGAGGUGACUAAUGUGAAAAGGGAUGACAAAAUGGUUUUUGUGACUAAUUUUAUGCCUGUGAGCAAACAGGUGAAUUCAGUGAUGAGAAAACAUUGGCCAAUAUUGCAAUUGGAUACAAAUCUACCAUUUACGGAUAUGUCUCCUCCUAUAUGUGCUUACAGGCGGGGACGAUCUCUGAAAAACAUAUUAAUGGAGACGGAUCUGCGGAAGGAGAAAAGUGAAACCUGGCUUAAGGCGGGUAAACUUGGGUGCUACCGCUGUGGUGGGUGUAAAACCUGUGGGUGCCUACUGACAGGGGGGACCUUCCCUCACCCCCACACCGAUGAUAUAUCUGUUGGAGGCACGGUUGGUUGCACGGUUUUCAUCUGGGGGAGGAAGAAAUCACGUUUGGCACCGAGGUUAACUGAAGGGUUAAGUGCAGGAACUGGGAACAACCUCUCUCUGGACGGCUCCUGUCAAAGAUGGAGCACAUGCGCACUGAACAUGUUGUUACUGCAACGAUAUUGCUGCACGAUCCAUUCUUCCCACCAGCUCCUACAUGACUGAGCUUCUAUUUCUGCUGUUGAGUGCAAUGCUAUUCUCAUACCACUAGGUGGUGCACAUAAGUAUUUAUAAACAAUUUCUUCGCCAAUUUGGACCUACUUUUUACCAGAAUGCUGAAACCUGUUCAGUCUACAUGUAACCUGCUUUUGUGGAAGGGCAAGGGGAUGUCAUGAUGUCAUGUCAUGAUUGCAUUUCACUAUAUUUAAUGUAUUUGGGGAGUCAAUACUGUAUAACGUGUAGGAGGUGCAGGCCCGGACUGAGAAUUAAAAUAGGCCCUGGCAUUUCAGGUACAUAGAGGCCCAAACAGCCCCCACCAGCCCACUAAAUACUGACUUUCUAUAGGACCUUAUAGCAGCCCCUCUGGCAUUUGCCAGAACCCACAGAUUGCCAGUCCGGGCCUGAGGAGGUGGUGUGGAUAGUGUUCUUGGAACCGACAGUACCAUUAUUAACAAUUGCAUAUAAAUAGCCUUUAAAGAAAAGCAAUGUCAAAAUUGAUUAAUAUUCAUUUUUUUGUCUGCAAUAAUCUUUAUCCUGGAACCAGAGGUUUGAACCCGUCACAAAACACAGAAUUUUAGUUUCUUGGUUCUAUACAAUAGCAGUGCAGAUAGGACAAACUUGCUUAAAAUGUGGUAAUUUGUUUGGUAUAACUACCUGUCCUUUUCCUUAGAGAAAAUGUGAUGGCAUAUAGGUCCUUCAUUUAAGAGAGACUGAAGCUUAUCAGAGCCAAAGUCUCAAGAAAUAAAUAAAAUGGGCAUUAAAAUAUAAAAAAAAAAA
Molecule: messenger RNA, 1643 nt
Organism: Xenopus laevis (African clawed frog)
Lineage: Eukaryota; Metazoa; Chordata; Amphibia; Anura; Pipidae
Exons: 2
Coding region: 24-872 (282 amino acids)
Source: RefSeq, a predicted model, not a curated record